Molecule: messenger RNA, 1115 nt
Organism: Sorex fumeus (smoky shrew)
Lineage: Eukaryota; Metazoa; Chordata; Mammalia; Eulipotyphla; Soricidae
Gene: OGFOD2
Product: 2-oxoglutarate and iron dependent oxygenase domain containing 2
Exons: 7
Coding region: 51-1097 (348 amino acids)
Molecular function (GO): L-ascorbic acid binding; iron ion binding; oxidoreductase activity, acting on paired donors, with incorporation or reduction of molecular oxygen
Source: RefSeq, a predicted model, not a curated record
CCCUUCCUGUGUGAGGGGGGGCGGGCGGGCACCCCUGCGGCCUCCUCGCCAUGGCCACGGCCCGGGGGCGCUUCUGCCGCUGCGCCUGUUUCUGCUCCGAGAACCUGUACGUGGCGCGCUACGGGCUGCACGUGCGCUUCCGGGACGAGCCGCAGCUGCGCGCCGACUUCGGGCCGAUCCUGCGUAGCCGAGGCUGUGUCAGCCCCGAGCACUUCCGGCAGCUGGUAGAAGAGCUUGAGCAGGAGGUGCGGCGGCGGCAGCAGCUGGGACAGGAGUCGGCUGCCCGGAAGGCCCUCAUCGCCCGCGCAUACCACCCUGUGAGGCCCGAGCUCUUCCGUCCACUGCAGGAUGAGGCCCUGGCCCCUGAGUUUCUGGCAGCAGCUGAGUACAGCGCAUCGCCGGCGGCAGAGCGCCAGGGGCUCCUCCAGCGCCUGGAGACGGUGUCAGAGGAGAAGCGCAUCUACCGGCUGCCUGUGUUCACGGCGCGCUUCUGCCAGGCCCUGCUGGACGAACUGGAGCACUUCGAGCGCUCGGAACUGCCCAAGGGGAGACCCAACACGAUGAACAACUACGGGGUGCUGCUGCAUGAACUGGGCCUGGAUGAGCCCCUGGUGACCCCACUGCGGGAGCGCUUCCUGCAGCCGCUGCUGGCCCUGCUGUACCCUGAGUAUGGCGGGGGCCGGCUCGACAGCCACCGGGCCUUCGUGGUCAAGUAUGCCCCUGGCCAGGACGUGUCACUGGGCUGUCACUACGAUAACGCCGAGCUCACCCUCAAUGUGGCCCUGGGCAAGACCUUCUCGGGGGGCGCCUUGUACUUUGGGGAUUUCUUCCAGAAGCCCUCCGCCCUGGCCAAGCCCAUGGAGCUGGAGCACGUGGCGGGCCACGGCGUCCUGCACCGGGGUGGCCAGCUGCACGGCGCCCGGCCCCUGUGCAAUGGGGAGCGCUGGAACCUGGUGGUCUGGCUGCGGGCCUCAGCCGUGCGGAACCAGCUGUGCCCCAUGUGUCUGCGGCCGCCGGAGCUGGUGGACGACGAGGGCUUCGGUGAUGGCUUCACCCGGGAGGGUCCUGCUGAGAUGGCCCUGUGCACAAUGACCUGAGGGGGCUGGGUACGGCGG